AGGAGGCUUGUGUCAGAGAGCGCCACACUUUGUGUGAGUUGACACUGUAGAGAUCAAAUCAAACAACAUGAGUGGAAGAGGUAAAACCGGAGGCAAAGCCAGAGCGAAGGCAAAGACCCGCUCCUCCCGUGCUGGGCUCCAGUUCCCGGUCGGUCGUGUUCACAGGCUGCUGCGCAAAGGAAACUAUGCGGAGCGUGUGGGUGCCGGUGCCCCCGUCUACCUGGCGGCUGUGCUGGAGUACCUGACCGCUGAGAUCCUGGAGUUGGCGGGAAACGCAGCCCGUGACAACAAGAAGACCCGUAUCAUCCCCCGCCACCUGCAGCUGGCUGUCCGCAACGACGAGGAGCUCAACAAGCUCCUGGGCGGAGUGACCAUCGCUCAGGGCGGCGUGCUGCCCAACAUCCAGGCUGUUCUUCUGCCCAAGAAGACCGAGAAGCCCGCCAAGAAGUAGAUCAGCUGGAAACACCAACACAAAGGCUCUUUUAAGAGCCACACACUCACCUCUCAAAGAGCAGUUCCUCGUGUCUCUGAUGUACCAUACAAGUAUUUACUGCACAAAUGAUGCACAAUCACAGCAGGAUUAGACUCUAAUCACCAGUAGGAUCAUAGAUCAGGAUGCUCGCGAGGCACCAGUAACUCGCCCCCUGUUAUAGUUUAUUUAUUCAUAUAGUGUGUAUAUUUGUUCACCCAAAGGCUUUGAGAAUAGAGUCUGUACAAACUAUGGAUGUAGUUCAACCUU
Messenger RNA from Seriola aureovittata, 739 nucleotides. RefSeq names its product histone H2A-like. Gene Ontology annotation, molecular function: protein heterodimerization activity; DNA binding; structural constituent of chromatin. The transcript has a single exon. Gene Ontology annotation, cellular component: nucleosome. The record is from RefSeq and is a predicted model, not a curated record. Bases 68 to 451 code for a protein of 127 amino acids. NCBI's taxonomy places the organism in Eukaryota, Metazoa, Chordata, Actinopteri, Carangiformes, Carangidae.